UCAGCAUCCAAGUCAGAGUUCGUACGUCGCGCAGUUCAAUCGCCACUCGAAAUGUCGCGCCUGGUCAACCUAUCCGUAAUGUUCCUCCUCGUCUUGGUGUGCCUGGGAGCCACCUUUGCCAAGCCGCACGAGGAGAUGACCAAGGACCAUGCCACCGAGCUGGCCAACGAGUGCAAGGCGGAGACGGGCGCCACUGAUGAGGAUGUGGAGCAAAUGAUGAAGCAUGAAGCGCCCGAGGGACACGAGGCCAAGUGCCUGAGCGCCUGCGUGUUGAAGAAGUUCCAGAUUAUGGAUGACACUGGCAAGCUGAACAAGGAGAACGCCGUCGAAAUGGUCAAAGCCAUGAGCAAGCACGAUGCUGAGAAGGAGGACGCCCCCGCCGAGGUGGUGGACAAGUGCGAGGCCAUCGAUGCACCGGAGGAUCAUUGCGACGCAGCAGCUGCCUUCCAAGGUUGCAUCUACGAGCAAAUAAAGGAGCACGGACUCGAGCUGGAGGAACACUGAAAACAGAUUUGAGACCCAUACUGAACCCGUUACAGAAUCACAAGCGCCCCCUCUGGAAUAUAACCAUCAUUUUUUUUAUGUGUAUACUAGUGUUUAAGUAAGCGAUAAACUGAGAAACUGCAGAAGAAAA
Drosophila rhopaloa is the source of this 634-nucleotide messenger RNA. It is a transcript of the gene Obp19d, whose product is annotated as general odorant-binding protein 19d. The record is from RefSeq and is a predicted model, not a curated record. Gene Ontology annotation, biological process: sensory perception of smell. Gene Ontology annotation, molecular function: odorant binding. The transcript has 4 exons. The coding region runs from base 52 to 504 and encodes 150 amino acids. NCBI's taxonomy places the organism in Eukaryota, Metazoa, Arthropoda, Insecta, Diptera, Drosophilidae.